Dicentrarchus labrax (European seabass) is the source of this 3539-nucleotide messenger RNA. RefSeq names its product extracellular calcium-sensing receptor-like. NCBI's taxonomy places the organism in Eukaryota, Metazoa, Chordata, Actinopteri, Moronidae. Gene Ontology annotation, molecular function: G protein-coupled receptor activity. Gene Ontology annotation, biological process: G protein-coupled receptor signaling pathway. Gene Ontology annotation, cellular component: membrane. The transcript has 8 exons. The coding region runs from base 49 to 2640 and encodes 863 amino acids. The record is from RefSeq and is a predicted model, not a curated record.
GCUCUCUCUCUCUCUCUCUCUUUCUUUCUCUUUGGUGUGUCCAACAAUAUGACUCUACUCACCUUAUUUCCCUUGCUUUACUGUGUCUUUGUCCUCACUAUAACUUAUAACCCAGUUACCAGCUUUACCUCUCCAACCCCAUCUCCAGCCAAAGUGUGCACACUUCAAAACAGCUUUCAGCCAGCCUUUGUGGCCAGGGGUGACUAUGUUAUUGGGGGGAUCUUCCCCCUUCACUAUAACCAAGAGAUGCCAGACCUCAACUGCACCUACAGACCCCCGCCAGUGAACUGCAAUGGCUUUGAUCCCAGGGCUUUCCGCUGGGUUCAGACUAUGAGGCUGGCAGUGGAGGAGAUAAACCAGAGUACAGAGCUAUUGCCCAAUUACACCCUUGGAUACAAAAUCUUUGAUUCAUGCGCAUAUCCACUGACGGGACAGAGGGCUGCUAUGGCUGUGUUGAACGGGCUGAACGAGGAUGACACUCCCCUGUGCAGCGGUGCCUCUCCGCUUCUCGCUGUGAUUGGGGAAUCUGGUUCUGCUCAGUCAAUUGUAGUGUCAAGAAUCCUGCAGCCUUUCAGAAUCCCAAUGAUCAGUUACUUUUCUUCAUGUGCAUGUUUCUCUGACAGAAGAAAAUAUCCUACAUUCUUCAGGGUGAUCCCUAAUGAUGACUAUCAGGUGACAGCCAUUGCUCAGCUGCUGGUACGCUUUAACUGGACAUGGGUGGGACUGGUGCGAGGGGACCAUGAAUAUGGGCGCUUUGCUGUGCAAGGUCUACUAAGAGAAUUACAGGAUACCAAAGUAUGUGUAGCAUACCAAGAAAUGAUCCCUCUGCUCUACAAUCGCCAGAGGGCUCUGGAGAUAAUUGAGGUGAUGCGUAGUUCUUUGGCAAAAGUGGUGGUGGUAUUUUCAGCCGAGGGGGAGAUGACACCUUUCUUGAGAGAUUACAUGAUACAGAACAUCACUGGAAUCCAAUGGGUGGCCAGUGAGGCCUGGGUCACAGCAUCUGUCUUUACAGGGAGCGAGUAUUACCCCUACAUGGGGGGCACCAUUGGGUUUGGCAUCAGGAAAGGUCAUAUAUCCAGACUCAGUGACUACCUCCAGACAGUAAACCCUCAGAUGUAUCCAAAUAAUCUUUUGGUUAAGGAACUGUGGGAGGCUCUGUAUGGUUGCAAGCCUUCUUUGUCCUCUAGCACCCAAUUACCUCUCUGCACAGGGCAGGAGUCCCUGUUGGAGCAGCAUUCGGCCUACAUGAAUACAUCCAGCCCUAGAGUGGCAUACAAUGUCUAUAAGGCUGUAUAUGCAAUUGCUCAUUCCCUCCACAACCUUCUUCUCUGUCAACCAGGCAGUGGGCCUUUUCAAAACAACUCAUGUGCUCAAAGCAACAACAUACACCCCUGGCAGCUCCAAUACUACCUCCAAGAAGUGACAUUUAACAUUGCCGGGGAGGAGGUGAACUUUGACCUGAAGGGCGACUCCAUACCCUAUUAUGAUAUCAUCAACUGGCAGAGAGGCACAGGCGGAAACAUUGAGUUUGUCAACGUGGGGUUGUUUGAUGGAACCAAGCCUGCUGGAGAGGAACUGGUGAUCCAGGAAGACAGGAUCAUUUGGGCAGGGCAUCAGAGUGAGGUGCCAGUGUCUGUAUGCAGUGCCAGCUGUCUUCCAGGGUCCCGGAAGGCUGUCCGUCGUGGGGAGCCUGUUUGCUGCUUUGACUGUGUACCAUGUGACAGUGGCAAAAUUAGCAAUCAGACAAACUCAAUAGAGUGCACAUUUUGUCCGGAGGACUUCUGGUCAAACAAAGACAGAACAGCCUGCAUCCCCAAGGAGGUGGAGUUCUUGGCUUAUGAUUCCUUGGGUAUAGCCCUGACAGUGAUCUCUGUGGUGGGUGCCUGCCUCACUAUGGCUGUCUUUGCAGUCUUUUUCCAUCAUAGAAACACAGCCAUUGUUCGUGUGAAUAACUCUGAACUCAGCUUCUUCAUCCUUUUUGCACUGACUCUGUGUUUCCUGUGUUCCCUGAUGUUCAUUGGAGAGCCAACACCUUGGUCCUGCAUGCUGCGCCACACUGCCUUUAGCAUUACAUUUUCACUUUGCAUCUCGUGCAUUCUGGGGAAGACUCUGGUGGUGUUGGCUGCUUUUACUGCCACCAGGCCAGGGGACAACAUCAUGAAGUGGCUGGGGCCCAAGCAGCAGAGGUUCAUUAUUUUCAGUUGCACUCUGGUUCAGGUGGUUAUCUGUGCUGCCUGGCUCAUUGAUGCUCCUCCUUUUCCAUCCCGAAAUACACAAUAUGAACGCUCAAAGAUCAUACUGGAGUGUAGCGUUGGCUCCAGCCUCGCAUUCUGGUGUGUUCUAGGAUAUAUUGGUCUACAGGCCUGUCUGUCCUUCGUCCUGGCUUUUCUGGCCCGUAAGUUACCAGGAAACUUCAAUGAGGCCAAGUUCAUCACUUUUAGCAUGCUGAUCUUCUCUGCUGUGUGGCUAGCAUUCAUCCCUGCUUAUAUCAGCUCACCUGGAAAUUAUGCAGACGCAGUGGAGUCAUUUGCCAUUUUGGCGUCCAGCUUUGGCUUGUUGUUCUGCCUCUUUGCUCCAAAGUGUUACAUUAUUUUACUGAAACCAGAGAAGAAUACAAAACAGCACCUGAUGGGAAAAUAAAACAAGUAACAUCACAUAACUUAAAAUAUUUUAGAAAUAUUAUAUUUAAAGUUAUUUAAACAUAGUCCUCACAAUUUAUGGUUUAUUUCAUAUUUGCAAUGACGAGUUGUAGGCAAGUGGUAUUGCAGCAUUGCAACUGUUCUUUUCUGAGGCUGAGGAGUUUCUGAGGCUCAUUUUGUUGGGAAAAGGAUUUCUGCUAAUCCUCUACACUGCUACACCGGUGAAUUUUCAUUUUGAACUGAUCCCAGGUUAAUGGGUUUAGAAGUGUACAAACUAGAGAAGACAAAUCUAUAAUAAUUAAGCUAUUAUUGAUUAAACCAUGCCCAAUGACUGUGACAUUUGCAAAAUACUGUAUGCUAAGCAGGCUCUUGAGGUAAGUAAGUGGUGAUUUUCAGUUAUUACUUAAAGGUCCAGUGUGUAACAUUUAGGGUCUAUUGGCAAAAAUGUAAUAUAAUAUUAGGGGGUAUGUUUUCAUUAGUGUAUAAUCAUCUGAAAAUAAGAAUCGUUUUUGUUUUUAUUUACAGAGGGAGUGGGUCCUCCUCUAUAAAGUCCACCAUGUUGAAACACCAUGUUUCUAUGGUAGCUCAGAAUGGACAAACCAAACACUGGCUCUAAAUCGAGCCUUUAGCAUUUUACACGAGUUUGGCAGGCACCAUAGUCUCUCUUUCCUGCUUGAUUUAGUCAAAGGGUUCAGGGUAACACUUUAUAAUGAGUACACACUAUUAAGCAUUAGUUAAGCAUGAAUAAAUACUGAAUUCAUCAUUUAUAACACAUGAAUACACAUUAGUAUGUAGUUUAUAAACACAGUUAAAAAUGUUUUAUUCAUCAUUGAUAAGCACAUUAGUUAUGGAUUAGUAAAUACUGAAUUCAUCAUUUAUAAAGCAUGUUUCUGCUGUAAA